Molecule: messenger RNA, 1014 nt
Organism: Brassica oleracea var. oleracea
Lineage: Eukaryota; Viridiplantae; Streptophyta; Magnoliopsida; Brassicales; Brassicaceae
Product: putative F-box protein At3g17560
Exons: 1
Molecular function (GO): protein binding
Source: RefSeq, a predicted model, not a curated record
AUGAUCUUCGAUCUGCAACAGGAUUUGAUAGAAGAGAUACUGUUAAGGGUUCCGGUGAAAUCUUUGAGAAGACUACGAUCAACGUGCAGAGGAUGGUACCAUCAAGCUUUAUUCAAAGAUCCGAGAUUCAUCAAAAAGCACUUUGAUAAAACAGCAAGACAGUAUCAUGCUCUCAUGGUGAUAAAUUCUUGGGUAUGUUCAGUGAGGUCCGUACUUGAUAGCUCCGUACUUACCACUGAAACCGAUUUGGUUUUAGGUGGUCGAAUUAGCCCAACUGUUCCCAAUUCUGACGGUGCACAAGUCGAUGUAAGUAACGCCUUUCACUGCGAUGGCAUAUUGCUAUGCACCGAGCAGGAGGCAAACAUGCUUGUGGCUUGGAACCCGUUUUCAAGGCAAACCAGAUGGAUCCAACCGCAUACGCGAAACUACUUUGGAAUAUAUGCUCUCGGAUACGACAACAAGGAAUUGUUCCGUAACUACAAAAUCUUGAGGUUUCCUUGUAGAAACGGAAAGUUGUCAGUAUGGGAGAAACUUGGUGUCACUCCCGAAAGCGAUGACCUAAAACCGGAAAUCUAUGAGUUUAGCACUAAUUCAUGGAGGAGUCUUGAUACCAUCACUCCCCAAGCCUUCAUAAACACUUGUGGCGUGUCUUUGAAGGGAAGUACUUACUGGGUGUCAAGAGGCAACGGCUACUCACUACUCAGUUUCGAUUUUUCAACAGAAAGAUUUCAACCUUUGUGUGCUCCCAUUGGUCAUGAUGAACCAUGCCGUUCUGGCACUAUGACUCUCUCUGUUGUUGGAGAAGAACGUAUUUCCUUGUUUUAUCAGAGCAAUGAGACACGCAAGGUAGAAAUAUGGAUGACUGAUGAGAUUGAGACCACAUUCGUGUCUUGGAGCAAGUUCUUAACAGUAGACAAUGUACAUCCUUCUUUCUCGAGUUUCAUGAGCUUCUUCAUUAUUGACGAGGAGAAGAAAGUUAUCUUGUGUUGUGAUGAAGGAUGGGAGAACUUAUUG